AUGGAAGCGUAUAGACCUGUUUUGGGUACGGUAUUUGCUAAAGAGGAAGAUGCAGCUUCCAUGUAUCAGUCAUAUGCUGAGAAAGCUGUAUUUGAUAUUAGGUUGUCGACAAGUAAGAAAUCAACAGAUGGCACUGUUACACUUAGGUAUAUUGUUUGUAGUAGAUCAGGAAAGCCCAAUUGCCAAAAUGUUGAUUCAAUGGUUUUGAAUUCAUCUUCUAAGUUGCCUCGUAGCACUAAUUACAAGGUUUCAGACUGUAAAACUAAAAUAAUGGCUAAAGUUUUCAAGGGUUAUCCUGGUUUACGGUUAUAUGAAUAUGUUAAGUCUCAUAAUCACCCGUAUAAUAUGAUUUUUGUUCCUUUUACGGGGGUUGAUCACCAUAAGAAUUGCGUAACAUUUGCGGCUACUCUUCUUUAUGAUGAAACUAUUGAAUCAUUCACAUGGAUGUUGGAACAAUUUCUUGAAGCACAUGGUAAACAACCGAGGCUAGUGUUAACCGACCAAGACCCGGCAAUGAAGCAAGCCAUAGCUAAAGUUUUCAAUGAAUUUGUCCAUCGUUUAUGUAUGUGGCAUAUUAUGGAUAAACUUCCUCAAAAUAUUGAUGGUGAUGUGUUACAGAAUAGCAACUUGAGGGUACGUAUACAUAAGUUGGUCUGGAAUGUUUUUGUCAUUCCUGCCACGUUUGAGAAGCGAUGGGAGUUAUCGAUGAAUGAUUGCAACUUGCAGCAUCACAAGUGGUUGUGUGAUAUGUUUUCUAUUAGAGAUCAGUGGGUCCCAUGUUAUUUUAGGGACAUACUGAUGUUUUGUUUAAUGAAAACGUCUAGAUGCGAAAGUUCAAACGCACUUUUUAAGGUAUACUCUAGCGCAUCGAAUACUUUGGUUCAGUUUAUGUUGUGUUUUGACAUGGCAAUUGAUGGUCAACGCUAUCGGCAACGGGUUUUUGAGCAUAAAACCGAUUCAACAUCUCCCGUCUUAUCCACUCUGUUACAUAUAGAAGCACAUGCAACACUUGUAUACACCAGAAGCAUUUUUAAUGAGGUCCAAAAGGAGAUAUCUAAAGCCUUAUUAUCAUGUAUGAGUGGUAGACCUGAUUUUGUUGAUGGUUAUGAACAUUAUACAGGUUCUCCCUUUGAAAAAGGGACCGUUAUUGGUGAUUACACGGUUAAGAUCAAUCUGAGUGAUAAUUCAGUUACAUGCUCAUGUAUGUCAUUUACACGCAUUGGAUAUCCAUGUCGUCAUGUUUUUUCUGCAUACCGAUUUCAAGGCAUAAACAAAAUUCCUGACAAGUAUAUAGCACUAAGGUGGAAAAAAGAUGCGUUGCCUAAGAAAGUGUUCAACAUUGAAUUCCGUUAUGGUGUUGACAACUCAAAAAGCUUUAAGCUUAGGUCAGAGGCGCUGAAUUUAGCUUAG
Molecule: messenger RNA, 1410 nt
Organism: Helianthus annuus (common sunflower)
Lineage: Eukaryota; Viridiplantae; Streptophyta; Magnoliopsida; Asterales; Asteraceae
Product: protein FAR1-RELATED SEQUENCE 5-like
Exons: 5
Coding region: 1-1410 (469 amino acids)
Biological process (GO): regulation of DNA-templated transcription
Molecular function (GO): zinc ion binding
Source: RefSeq, a predicted model, not a curated record